AUGGAAGGUGAAUGUGGGUCAAGCAUCCUCUGCCGUUAUAGUUGGGGCUUCCAUUCUAGCUCCAACUAGAUGUCACCCAGCCAUCUGUUCUACCUUUCUUAAGCAGAUUUUUCUGGACCUAUAUACGCAGUUGGAUUGUAUCCACGGCUCUGCUGAGCCUCUCAUGAGACUCUCGACUCUUCCGAUUCUCAAAUCAUGAAGAGGUCACAGUUCCGAACACCAGACUGUGGUCAUUUUGACUUCCCAGCAUGCCCUAGGAACCUCAACCCUGUGUGCGGAACGGAUAUGAACACUUACAGCAAUGAAUGUACCCUGUGCAUGAAAAUCAGGGAGGACGGUAGCCAUAUUAAUAUCAUCAAAGACGAGCCAUGCUGAUGGGCAGCUUGCAGAAGAGCAGACGGAGAACUCCUCUCCUCCGGUGCUCCCUGCUCGAAUCCCACCCCAUUUUCUUUUCCCCCCAUUUCUUUGCAUGAUACUUGUUCACAGAACUUCUCUGGGUAGAGGCUGGAAGACAGUGAUGUAAAGCGGUUUAUAAACUUAAAACUCUUGUUCUGGGCUUCCGGCCUACAAUUCAGUUUAGUUCAACUUAUGACCCAGGCGACUUUUGCAUCGCUUUAUUUCAUUGGAAUAAAAUGAGCAUUGAAUUCAG
Messenger RNA from Mus musculus (house mouse), 649 nucleotides. It is a transcript of the gene Spink2, whose product is annotated as serine peptidase inhibitor, Kazal type 2. The record is from RefSeq and is marked validated. NCBI's taxonomy places the organism in Eukaryota, Metazoa, Chordata, Mammalia, Rodentia, Muridae. Bases 196 to 375 code for a protein of 59 amino acids. Gene Ontology annotation, biological process: spermatid development. Gene Ontology annotation, molecular function: serine-type endopeptidase inhibitor activity. The transcript is spliced from 4 exons. Gene Ontology annotation, cellular component: acrosomal vesicle; extracellular region.